Messenger RNA from Sugiyamaella lignohabitans, 894 nucleotides. RefSeq lists its product as uncharacterized. NCBI's taxonomy places the organism in Eukaryota, Fungi, Ascomycota, Dipodascomycetes, Dipodascales, Trichomonascaceae. The transcript has a single exon. The record is from RefSeq and is a predicted model, not a curated record. The coding region runs from base 1 to 894 and encodes 297 amino acids.
AUGGCACACAAUUCGUCUGGAGGGCUGUCAUUGACCCAUCGUGCAAUUGCACUGGCCUCGUUCGCUGUGACUGUGUACUUGAACAUCAAGUAUGUAGCUGGUAACCGCCAUCGUCUUGAUAAUCAUCACACUUUCCACACGGACCACACUGCAUUUACUGCCAAUGUGUUUUUCAUUCUUGUGUACUGGAUCCUGCUGCAUUUGUUGCAAGCUGGUUUCUUGGUUCUUCAAUAUGGAGAAGGCAGCAGAUCGCUUGUACAAACUGCUGUUGAUUCUGCCAACCCUGCCUCGGCCACUCUGUCUACUGCAGCAUUGACCGACAUUGGCUGGCAUUUCACUCUGUUCAACAUUCUCCAUUCGGUAUGGUUGUAUCUGUUUGCUCGUGGUCAUUAUAUCACCAGUGAAAUUAUUAUUUUCAUCAACUUUUUCAACCUGCUUGUUUUGUAUGUCAGCCACAAACCAUAUGCCAUUCGUCCUCUUGGACUGUGGGCCAAAGUCCAUUUUCCCGCAGUGGCCAUGCCCAUCUCGUGGGUAUUUUAUGCCAUUUUCUGGAACGGAGCUGCUGCUUUCCAUGCUGAAGGAUUCGUUGCCCGUAUUGUUGCCAACGUCUUGAUCUGGGAUUUCCUUUUGGUUCCCGGAUUGUUCUUGAUCCUGUUCAACGACUGGGCUGUGGGAUUCUCUUCAUCGUACCUCGUCUGGGCCCUGGGUGUCGGCCAAUUCUUCACUAAGGUCGUUGCCUUGCAAUGGAUCUUUGCCUUUGUCAUUGCAUCUCUGCUCUUCAUCGGUAGUCUCCUUGUCGCCGUCAGCCCCAACUCCUCGCCCUUCGUUCGCGACACCGAGGCCCAAACCGCACCUGCCUCUGCCUCGGACGAGCGUGCUCCUCUUCUCAACUGA